AUGUUCUUUCCCUUGGCAUUCACUUGAGCUCAUUGUCUCAUUGAGGGUGGAAGUUUAUUCAGGAUGAAGGUUCUCCUUUCUUUCGUGGCUCUUUUUGCCUUUGCUGCUGCAAAUAGUCAAUUUGCGGGGGAACUGCGAGCAUUCCAUCGGGAUUUUACGGACUUUCACUACGACCUCAACUACUUCCUUCGUUUUCAACGCCUGGAUUCUUCCGAGGAGAUUGCUGACUUUAAUCGAGUUUCCCUCGACAGAGCAUGGGACUCCGUUUCAUCCAUCAAAGAUUCCGCUCAGUCAGCUCGUGAUGCCAUCAAUCAGCGAGCUCAGGAGAUUGGGAAUCAGAAUCCCUGCCUCAUUGCCCUCAGUGAGCGUCUCCAGGAACGCGAAGCCGAAGCUGGACAGAGCAUCAAUCGUUGCGCUGUUCUCGCAGAAAGUGACUACUCUGCCGGUUUGGGUACAGGCUACUUUGGCACAAUCAACUACGCCCAGCGAAUGGCCAGUUUUACCCUCCUGCAAACCCUCUACACGAUUGGAACCUACAAUCCCGUCACGUGGGAGGAUCAAAUUCGUUUCGAACUGCAAAUUACAUGGGACUACCGCGAAAGCAUCCGCAUGGCAGACUCCCUUGCGUACUACCUCAAUGAGGUCCGCACAGGAAUGAACAUUGCCAACAUUAACUUCCACAACUGUGUCCUCACAGCUUCCAGUCUCUUUGGUGGUGACGCCACCAGGAUAGGCAACGACGCUCAGAGCUGCUAAUUUGGCGCUACAUCUGUUUGUGUACUCACGUUGCCAGAAAUAAAUGGGAUGAUUUUCUCAAACUUA
Molecule: messenger RNA, 822 nt
Organism: Lutzomyia longipalpis
Lineage: Eukaryota; Metazoa; Arthropoda; Insecta; Diptera; Psychodidae
Exons: 2
Coding region: 64-756 (230 amino acids)
Source: RefSeq, a predicted model, not a curated record